AUGUCCUUAUCCAUUUCUUCUCCUUCAAUUGAAAAAAACUCGAGAAUCAAGGAACGUAGUAAUUCUAGUGGCAGCAACCGUAGACCCUCAAUUCCUCGUAGAAGAUCUUCAAAUAGAUUAAUAAGGACUAUCAGUUUUGAAGAUGAAAGCUUAGAAGAUCAAGAUAAAAAUGUAAAAGAAAAGUCACAACAAGAGCAAGUAGAAAAACUUCCUAAUAGCUCUAACUUAUCUGCUACAUCUUCAAUUACUACUACUACUAACACCACUAACAACCAUGAGGACAAUGCUUUGAACGAACGCCAGGAUCCUUCUUCUUCAUCAGCAGAUGCAUUAUUAAUUCCAUUUGUCAACUCUUCGUUGGACCAUACUUUACCUAUUUCUUACUUCAAACAGGAUAUAAUUAAUAUUAUCAGUGCUUUGAAAAUAUCAAAAUGGAAACGUCAUAUUGAUGAUAUAAAUAACAAUCAAAACAAUUUAAAGGUACGUAGUAUUACUGGUGCUAUGACUAACUCUAUUUUCAAAGUAACAUACAAAGGUUUACCAUCUCUUUUAUUAAGAAUCUAUGGUCCCAAUGCGGACAAUAUUAUCGAUAGAGAGUACGAAUUAAAAGUGUUAGCCAGAUUAUCCAUGCAGAAUAUUGGACCUCAAUUAUAUGGUUGCUUUAACAACGGUAGAAUUGAACAAUUUUUAGAAUCAACUACUUUAACUAGGGAACAAAUCAGAGAAUGGAAAACCUCUCAAAGAAUAGCCAGAAGAAUGAAAGAGUUGCAUUAUUAUAUUAAAUUGAAUAAGUCCGAAAUUGAAGGUGGGUCAAUUUCAUGGAAAAAGUUGGAAAAUUGGGUUACUCAAAUUGGCAAGUCUAAAUGGAGCACCAAUCCAGAAAAUGUUAAAUCCGUUUUCACAAUGGUUGAUAAUUGGAAUGAUUUCACCAGAAUCAUCCAGAAAUACAAAAAGUAUUUAGUUGAAAACGAUCCAUUUUACAAUAAACUAUGUUUUUGCCAUAAUGAUGCACAGUAUGGUAAUUUAUUAUUUACUUCGCCAAUUAUACAACCUGGUGAUACAAUUACACCUGUCACGUCUUCCGGUUCUUUGCUAACGUCUACAUCUUCUAGUACGUCUUUAUUUCCAACAUCAAGUAAUAUCAAUGUGGAGGAUAUUAUUAAUCCUCCCUUGGCUGAAAGAACCCAAGAUUCCAAGUUGGUGGUUAUUGAUUUUGAGUAUGGUGGUGCAAACCCACCAACGUACGAUUUAGCUAAUCAUUUAUCUGAAUGGAUGCAUAAUUACCAUUGUAAAGAUUCUUGGGAGGCUAGCCCUGAAAAAUAUCCCAAUAAAGAUCAAGUUUUGAAUUUUUUGUAUUCUUAUGUCAGUGAUCGUAAAUAUACUGGUGGUGUAGGUAGUGAAUAUUUCGAUGAAGCUUUUAAUAAGAAGGUGAUCGAGUUAUACAAUUCUAUAAUAAGAUGGAGACCAUGUGUCCAGUUAUUUUGGGCGUUGUGGGCAGUUAUUCAAUCGAAUGAAUUGGCGUCAUAUGAGCAGAAAUUUAAUAAAAGUGAUACUAAAGCGAACCUUGUGGAAGAAGAUGCACCUGGAGGUGAAAAGUAUAUUAUUUCAUACGAGGAAGAUGACAGCGUCAGUAACGAUGGGAAGGAGGGCACUCAGUCAAAGAAUAGCAAUGAUGAUAACAAUGAUGCUACUAGCAUCAAUUCCGUAAAUUCUACUGAUUCGACUGGGAACCAUGAGGAUUGCGGGGUCGACUUGGAUUCUUUUGCUUCUAUUAAGUAUGCGAGAUGUAAAAUGGAUAUUUUUUGGGGGGAUAUUAUUGAUUUAGGAAUUGUCGAUGUUAAUGACACCUCAAGUGGCUUAUGUACGAAGGAUACUUCUACAGUCAAACAUUUGGAUACUGUAUUUUUGAGGAAAAGUACAGUAUAA
This is a messenger RNA of Saccharomycodes ludwigii, 1926 nucleotides long. Its product is annotated as choline/ethanolamine kinase. The transcript has a single exon. Bases 1 to 1926 code for a protein of 641 amino acids. Gene Ontology annotation, biological process: phosphatidylethanolamine biosynthetic process; phosphatidylcholine biosynthetic process. NCBI's taxonomy places the organism in Eukaryota, Fungi, Ascomycota, Saccharomycetes, Saccharomycodales, Saccharomycodaceae. Gene Ontology annotation, molecular function: ethanolamine kinase activity; choline kinase activity. Gene Ontology annotation, cellular component: cytoplasm. The record is from RefSeq and is a predicted model, not a curated record.